This is a messenger RNA of Mycena indigotica, 1491 nucleotides long. RefSeq lists its product as uncharacterized. The transcript is spliced from 5 exons. The coding region runs from base 1 to 1491 and encodes 496 amino acids. Lineage: Eukaryota; Fungi; Basidiomycota; Agaricomycetes; Agaricales; Mycenaceae. The record is from RefSeq and is a predicted model, not a curated record.
AUGAAGACGAUGGACGACGUCUCCCACUCGCCCGACGCCGACGACUGGAAGCUGAGCGGGCGGGCCGACAGCUACGACACGUCCUCGGGCUCGUCUGACGCGCAGUCAUCAAGCACAGUGCCUGGCCCCGGCGAGCUCAGCGGGAAGGCGAUUAUGGCGCUGGGAAGGGCGACCAUCCGCGGCAUCGACCACUUCGUCAUCAUGCGCCAGCUCGCAGUCAUCGCGGGGCAGUUCCCGCUGCGCGGAGCUGCUGGGGAGAGGGAGGAGGAGGUGCGAGAGAUGUUUGUUGAUUUGCUCGAGUUUUCACGACCAGGACUGUACCGAGAGGAGGUCAACAAAAAGGCGCUGCGUCUGCUGCUUGCCCAAAUCGCCACGGGCGAAACGGCGCUGCUCAUCCGCGUGCUUUCGCAGUGGGACAAACUCGAGCUGAAGCUCUUCCUUGCGGAAGUGCUGGUCCAGUUGGCCCCACUUUGGAACCCCCGCUUGGGCUCUUUCCUCUCCGCUCCACUCCUAACCGCCUACACCAAUGCCGGGCCACCCACACCCAUGACCCCGCUGCUCCACUUCUUAUCUAGGCUCGUGCGCACUCGUGCGUCCAUUUGUCAGGUGACCCUCGAUGUAGGGGUUCUCGAAGUCAUAGCAAGUCUUCGGGACUUUAGCCAAUGCGUUCCGUUUACGAACGUCCUACUCCUCGACAUCGCGGCUUAUCCAGAGCAUCGACAAGUCCUCUCGGCCCACCCGCUGCUCAAGCUCUGGCCUCUCCAUCCAAUCACUCAGGAUACUGUUUGCCCGCCGUUCGCCACGCGAGAGCGCGUCAUGUUCCUUAACUCAGAACGUGAUAUUCUGGAAGCUGACUUGGUGCUAUAUGGGACCAUCAACUUACUCUCCUUGAUUGCUUUGCCUUGUAUCUCUGGACUGGACUCCCCGCAGCUCUUCGCCGGACUAGCAUUCGGCGUGGAGUACGACCAGGCACUGCGGGUGUACCUGCUUACGAGCCCGUACAAAGCCAAGGUUGCGCUGCUUUCGCGGAUAUUCAGAUACGUCCGGGAGUACUCUGCAAGAAAGGAAGACGGACUCCGUAGCCGAUACUCCGUUCUCUUUGCGCUCAAGCUGGUCUCCGCUGCAGCGUGGGGCCCCAGCAACCGUGCGGCUCUUCUAGAUGCCGGGGUCAUUGGUUUCCUCGUUCGCAUCGUCGAAACCGAAGUGCCCCAAAGCUAUGCUGGAAUUGCAGCCAGCCAAAUUCCAGACCUGCUUGCUAUCUCGCCACCCACCGGGAAGGCAACGCGCUCACGUGGCCGUACACGCGCAAAGACAGAGUCGCAAGCCGAGGCGCCGGAAAUUGUGCCGUACGAUCUGUCAAGCGUUCCAGCGGGAAUAUGCGACGCCGGCCUUGCGCGGUUGCUCGGCGGACCGUUGGCUCGGACGUCCCGUCUCGUCGGGCUGAUCGCAGCAGCCUUUGCGGCGCUUUUCCCGCCGGAAAGUGGACAUUGA